AGAGGAAACCAGGCCUAUCUGGCUCGUCGGAGGACUAGACUCACUGGUUCGCGCUCUUAAAUGACGGAGCUAGGACUCGCCAGAUCGCAUUCGUCCCAGGCCCGGGUUGCUGCUGGCUUUCCUUAGAGGGUCAGAUGAAAGAGAAUCAAAGGACUCUUUGAAAAGUCUUUAAAGCUGGGUGUGUUGGUGCACACCUGUAAUCCUAGCACUCUUGAGCUGUGAGUUUGAGGCCAGCCUGGGCUACAUAGUAAGUUAAAGACCAGCCUGAACUAGCAAGACUUUGUGUCAAACAAAGAAACAAAAAAGUCUUUGGAGACAACGCGGUGUAUAGAUAGCUAAAAAGAAGUUAACCUUAGUGGAACUAAUUAAAUAGUUGAGGCAAAUUUCCGUGUGUCAGAUUUUAUGCAGAAGUUGAAGAGCCUUUUCUUUGAAUUUAAGAAUCGUGUGCCUUUAAUACGAAGAUGAGUUUUCAAUUUAAUUUCAACAUAGAAGACCAUGCAGAAAGUGAAUUGACACCCCUUGAAGGUGGAGUUUUGACUCUGGAUCCCUCAAAAGUGUCAUCCACCUCAGAAAGUCAAAAAGGAAAACAGAAGGAGAAGAAACAUCUUAGAGAACUGUCUGACCUGCAUCCGAAGCACUUGGGGGAGUGCAGAUCAAUAGAAAAUGUAACUCCUUCUCAAGAUCCUGAUAGCCUAGUCAGUGCGGCCAAUAGUUCAAAGGACUUGGACCCAGACGAAAAGCAGCCCUGCCUGGGAGUUGCCAAAGAGCAUGCCAUACCUAAGGAUUUAAAGAAAGUGUUAGAAAAUAAAGUCAUAGAAAUGUUACCAGGUCUUCAGCAUGUUAAAAUAUCAGUAGUGAAAACUAUCUGGUCAAAAGAAAACUUCCCUGGAGAAAACAUAAUUUCCAAAAGCUUUUCUUCUCACUCUGAUCUGAUUACAGGUGUUUAUGAAGGAGGCUUAAAAAUCUGGGAAUGUACGUUUGACCUCCUGGCUUAUUUCACAAAGGCCAAAGUGAAAUUUGCUGAGAAAAAAGUGUUAGAUCUUGGCUGCGGAUCAGGAUUACUGGGUAUAACUGCAUUUAAGGGAGGAGCCAAAGAAAUUCAUUUUCAAGAUUAUAACAGUUUGGUGAUUGAGGAAGUGACUUUACCUAACGUAGUGGCUAACUGCACUUUGGAACAUGAAGAAAAUGGUGUAAAUGAACCAGAUGCAAAAAGAUGCAGGAAGUCAAAAGUAGUGCAAGAACUGGGUAACUGUCGUUUAUUUUCUGGAGAGUGGUCCGAGUUUUGUCAGCUUAUAUUAAGCAGUGAAAAACUCUUUGUAAAAUAUGAUCUCAUUCUUACCUCGGAAACCAUUUAUAAUCCGGAUUAUUAUACUACAUUGCACCAAACUUUAGUUAGACUGUUGAGUAAAGAUGGACGGGUGCUUUUGGCCAGCAAAGCCCAUUAUUUUGGUGUUGGUGGAGGUGUUCAUCUUUUUCAGAAGUUUGUAGAAGAAAAGGAUGUAUUUGAGAUUAGGACACUGGAAAUAAUUGAUGAAGGACUAAAAAGGUUUCUAAUUGAAAUGACUUUUAAGUACCCUAGUUAAUAUUCACUGAAUGCCCUAAGAGGAAUAAACUGAAUGACCCAAAA
Molecule: messenger RNA, 1627 nt
Organism: Cavia porcellus (domestic guinea pig)
Lineage: Eukaryota; Metazoa; Chordata; Mammalia; Rodentia; Caviidae
Gene: Mettl18
Product: methyltransferase 18, RPL3 N3(tau)-histidine
Exons: 2
Coding region: 462-1583 (373 amino acids)
Biological process (GO): peptidyl-histidine methylation, to form tele-methylhistidine
Molecular function (GO): protein-L-histidine N-tele-methyltransferase activity
Source: RefSeq, a predicted model, not a curated record